Pseudomassariella vexata is the source of this 177-nucleotide messenger RNA. RefSeq lists its product as uncharacterized. The transcript has a single exon. The annotation marks the transcript as partial. NCBI's taxonomy places the organism in Eukaryota, Fungi, Ascomycota, Sordariomycetes, Amphisphaeriales, Pseudomassariaceae. The record is from RefSeq and is a predicted model, not a curated record.
AAAAGCCGCUGGUGGACUCGUGGCUGGACCCUGCAUGAGCUUCUUGCACCUACCAACCUGGUCUUCUUCAGCGUCUGGACCAUUCUCGGCAUCAAGUCAAACCUAGCCGACUGGUUCUUGAAGUUUACGCCGAUUUACCCAAUAGCAAACCAAACGAUCCCGUGCUAUACUCGAUAA